Molecule: messenger RNA, 672 nt
Organism: Engraulis encrasicolus (European anchovy)
Lineage: Eukaryota; Metazoa; Chordata; Actinopteri; Clupeiformes; Engraulidae
Gene: crcp
Product: calcitonin gene-related peptide-receptor component protein
Exons: 6
Coding region: 67-495 (142 amino acids)
Biological process (GO): transcription initiation at RNA polymerase III promoter
Cellular component (GO): RNA polymerase III complex
Molecular function (GO): nucleotide binding
Source: RefSeq, a predicted model, not a curated record
ACUAUUAAAUACAGACCUCCGGCGGCUGCACGGAACCAUUACGAAGACGUACAACAGCAAAUCAACAUGGACGUGAGAGAUGCCAACGCCGCGAUGCUGAGCAACUAUGAGGUGUAUCACCUCCUCACAGAUCUCAAAGAGAAGAGGAAAGAGAGCGGUAAAAAGCACAGCUCUGGACAGCAGAAUUUAAACACCAUCAUGUAUGAGACGCUGAAGUAUCUCUCCAAAACGGCAUGUUCGCGUCAGAGUCCAGAAAAUGUGAAGGAUUUUCUCACCACGAUGCAAGAGCACAAACUCACCAAGGCUGAAAAGCUUCAGCUGUUAAACCACAGGCCCCAAACUGCAGUGGAGAUCCAGCUGAUGGUGGAGGAGAGUGAGGAGAGGCUGUCUGAGGAGCAGAUUGAGGAGCUGAUUCAGAAGGUGACGGAGAUCCUACCAGGAGACCCGGAACAGGAGGCGCAGGAGGAGGAGAUGGAGGCCCAAGCAGACCAGUAGAGCUGUGUGUGUGUAAUGUGUGAUGUGAUUUGUUUUGAAAGGUGUGUGUGUGUGUGUGUGUGUUCGUUCGUUCCAAGACUGUGAUACCACUGUUGAUGCGAGACAAAUAUUUAUUUUAGAUUUCAUUUUGUACAACAAAAUAAUUAAAAAAUGGAUAGUACCCGGUUCACAUUUGAA